Messenger RNA from Prorocentrum cordatum, 365 nucleotides. The record is from the annotation of a GenBank genome assembly. Lineage: Eukaryota; Dinophyceae; Prorocentrales; Prorocentraceae.
GCGGGGACGCGGGCGCCGACGCAGGCGGAGGCUCGGAUCCCUCCGCCGAGCCGGCGGCCGCCGUCGCCGAGACCGGCGCUGCUGGUUCGGGCGGCGCGGCGGCGGAGGCGCCGGGCAGUGCCCCGAGCGCCCCCGCGAGAGGCGGAGCGUGGGGCGCCGCCGCCAACGGGAAGAGCUUCGCCGAGGUGGUGAAGGCGGUUUCUGGCGGUAGUGCCCUCGCUGCGCGCGGGGGCCUUGGCGCCGGCCAGGGGCAGACGAGGCGUGAGCCGCCAGCUGGACCGGCCUUGCCGGCCGCCGCGCAGCCUCCGGGGCCCCUGGCCGAGGCACCGCCCGGCGACGCGCAGGUUGAUAAUGGCUGCCGGUAG